This is a messenger RNA of Oldenlandia corymbosa var. corymbosa, 1281 nucleotides long. The record is from the annotation of a GenBank genome assembly. Lineage: Eukaryota; Viridiplantae; Streptophyta; Magnoliopsida; Gentianales; Rubiaceae.
CCCUUCAUUUCACAAUUCACGUCAACGACUCUCUCACCCCUGCCUCUUGAUUCAAGACUCCUCAACUUCCUCUGUUUCAGACUUCCUAGAAGAUUGAUUCAAUCCCCUCCAACCUUAUAAAUAAGCUCCUCAUUUUGGUUCUUCCAUAGCCCAAAACUUCCUCUCUUCUGUGCUCUGUUUUUUUCAACUGCUCAAUUUGGUUAUCAUUCCUAGCUUUUUGGCUUCAAAAAAGAAGAGACCUUUUUAGUUUUGUUCUGUAACAAACUUUCAGUAUGGCUGCUCUGGGUGAGAAGUUUCUGAUGAUAAUGCUUCUGGGAUUUGUAGCCAUUAGCUUCAACAACCUGGUUUCUGCUUCAGAUCCGGACAUGCUUCAAGAUAUCUGCGUUGCUGAUACUAAAGGUAAACCCAAGGUGAAUGGAUUCAUAUGCAAGGAUAAUGUAACAGCUGAUGACUUCUUCACAGUAGCCCUUGUCAACCCUGGUUCCACCAACAAUACCCUGGGUUCAAUGGUAACUCCAGCAAAUGUGAACCAAAUCCCUGGCCUCAACACCUUAGGAGUCUCCAUGGCCCGGAUUGACUACGCUCCCGGGGGCAUUAACCCGCCUCACACCCACCCAAGAGCCACCGAAAUCAUCUUUGUUCUUGAAGGUGAAUUGGAAGUUGGGUUCAUCACCACAGAGAGAGUUUUGUUCACCAAGACCAUUAAGAAAGGUGAAGUGUUCACAUUCCCUAGAGGCCUAAUCCAUUUCCAGAAGAACAAUGGCAAGUACCCGGCAGCCGUGAUCGCCGGAUUCAACAGCCAGCUUCCGGGAACACAACAGGUUGCAACUGCAUUGUUUGCAGCUACUCCACCAGUUCCUGACAAUGUUUUGACCAUCACAUUCCAAGUUGGUACCAAAGAAAUUGAGAAGAUCAAGUCCAGGCUUGCACCCAAGAAGUAGAUGAUCCAACUCCUCAUACACUUUGAAUAACAACAGCUAAGACAUUCUGGGGUCUAAUUCGUGUUUGAUUGGCUGAACAUUUCCCACAUUACACACACACAAAAAAAAAAAAAAAAAGGAAGAGGGAACAGAGAUUUAUUGAUCAUUUGGUUUCAUAUUCACACUUUGUUGUUCUAUUUUCUUCUUGCUUUUUUUAAUUAGUGUCCAAUGAGAAGAUCUCAUGUUGUUGUAAGUUAUAUGGUUUUGGUGUCCCUCUUCAUCAUUCCAAUAAACUGUGGAAUUGUGUUCUCAUUUAUUAUUAUUUUUUUUGGGGUCCCAUUUGUUGUUUUAUAGUUCUGUC